Molecule: messenger RNA, 1933 nt
Organism: Symbiodinium pilosum
Lineage: Eukaryota; Dinophyceae; Suessiales; Symbiodiniaceae
Source: the annotation of a GenBank genome assembly
GAAUACAUCGGUGGUCGCAGAAGCUCCUGCGGAGCGAGGGCGCGACGGCCCAGUGCAGAUUAGCUUGGUCCCUAGAAAGCGCACGGCUGCCGAGACAGGGCCAGAAGAGGAGCUGGAGAAGUCUGCGAAGGUUACUGGCUUGACAGUGGGGCGAAAAACGCUUAAGCGGCGCGCGGACGCUGCCUGGGACACCAGUGUUUCGAAGUGCAGCAGCGCAGAGGAAGCUGCUGAGGUGUUGAAGCGUCUCCUUGCAAGGGCUGAGAAAGAGUGGCCUGGCGUCACAAGCGCUGUAUCGCAGGCUGCCGCAGGUCCUGCCGCAAUGAGUUCGGACUGCGAUCGCUGCAAGCGCCUGCUCACAGGUCUUUCAAACUUGGCUCCAUUGCAAGGAGACAAGCUUUCGGUCCCGUAUGCAAGUGUGCGACGACACUUGGACGGCUUGGUGCGGCAGGAGUUUACUUCUAGCCAACAAGCAAAUGAACAAGGGUACAGCAUAGGCCGAGCACGAUGGGCUGCCGCAGCAAACCCAGAAGAGCCCGUCCACCCUGGGGGGCGGCCGAGUAUGGUGAACAAGGCGUCUGUGAUCGCCAUGGUGAAGAAAGCUCUGGAUGAACGGUCACAGCCAUCCUCAAAUAUUUGCAAGAAGGAUGCAGAGUGGGUAGUGGCCCACUCCUUGACAGACACAAAGACCGAGAAAUAUAAUAGCAGCGCUGAUGUGCACAUGGCGAUGUCGGAAAGCACCUUUAUGAGAGUGUUGAAGCAGCACCGCACGGAAUACAAAAGACCACGCGCAGUCAGUGAUUACCGCCAGCAUUGCUCUGACCUGGACACAAAGGUGUUGCCAGCCAUCCGCUCGCUCCUUCAGGAGCAUCGUGCAGCUCUGGAAGGGCUAAUGCCAAGCUACUUCGCGGCCUUUGACACCCAUGCAGCCCAAGCAGACUUGUCUUUUGAGACCCAGCCAGGCUUGUAUGUGAAAGAAAUUGAGCAUUACAUUGCGCGACACUGUGAAUCGAGACCUUGCGCCAAGCAUGCGGGGUCGAACUUUCCCUGCGGCCUGCUGUCCUUGAGGAAGCGUGGCAGCGGCUUCUGUCAGCGCUACCGCUUGGACCUCCACGAGAACGAAGCAGCAGCCGGACAUGUUCUCCGCUCGCACCUGAAGCUUUUGCUUGCCUAUCUGCACCAUCGCAAUGCGAAGGAUUUACAGCACGCCGCCCUGACAGACUUGUUGGAAUGCCCGCCGGUUGGAACUGCAGUCCUCCUAUCAGAUCACAAAGAGCUGGAAACAAUACCGCAAAGUUGGCGGGAGACUGGGGACAUGUUUUUUGCUCAGGCUCGGCAAGAACUCUCGAUUUGGGGAGCACUUCUUGUAGAGCAUGACCAGGGCUCGACUGCAACCAACCCCAGCGGGCCUCGCGUAGAGGUUUUUUAUGACGACAGUCCCAUCCCAGAUUCGGCGCUGGUCUUGAGCAUGCCAGACGUGAAGAUAACGCGCACUUAUUGCUUCUCUUCGCAGGCCUCCAGACUUCGAGGUCCAGAAUAUGUGAGGAUUUUCAAUCAUGGGUUUUCCACAAAGCCAACAGCAACAGAAUUGUCCUGGAGUGUGAAAGCUGGUCAGGUGCCUGAAGCCUGGAGAAAAGGGUUUUGGGGCAGCAGCUCAAAAGCCUGGUCCAAGCAGAUUAAGCCUCUUGGUCCCUCUGAAGAGAAUAGCCUGUCUCGCCGAUACUUGGAGCAGAAGGACCUGCUUCCUGGCGCAUUGGAGAGGCGGCAAACGUUACUUCCAGAUCUGCAAGAAGAGAUUCGCGUGCGAGAAAAGCGGGCCCACAAAGCCAAAAAGCGAGCUGCAGCAAGGCUGGAAGCCUUGAAGAACAAGCGGGAGGCUGCUGCCAGCUCCUCAAGCUCUGAGACCUCGGACUCCAGCUCGUCCUCCUCCUCCUAG